Molecule: messenger RNA, 779 nt
Organism: Punica granatum (pomegranate)
Lineage: Eukaryota; Viridiplantae; Streptophyta; Magnoliopsida; Myrtales; Lythraceae
Source: RefSeq, a predicted model, not a curated record
UUCCCUUCUCUGUUUUCUUCUUCUCCUUCUUCACUCGCUUGUAGCUAUGGCUUAUUCUUACUAUUGCAAGCUCUCGCUUCUCUUCAUUGCACUCACGAUGGCAUUUACGACUCUGACAGGGCGAACGGCUGAAGCGCAGCUGUCGGGGCCAAUUGGCAGCCUUCUGGGUCUCUUCCGUAUAGAUGGGAUUCUGUUUUGCAGCCUCGAUGGCACUUCUAAUGGCACCACUACUCCGAUCUUUCAUGAUGCUAAGGUACAACUAAGAUGCGGAGGGGCGGUGAUCUCGACCUCAGUCACAAAUGCAUCGGGAGCAUUUUCGUUUAUGCUGAAUCCUUUGCAAUUCCUUUUGUCGUAUGUGCUCGACAAUUGCCGGCUUACAGUUACCACGCCGCUCUCGACCUGCAACGCUGCUCUCCCCUCCGUCGGCCAACUCGUCUCCCAGUUGCAGUCCGUUGGAAGCACCGUCGUCGGACUCCUCAAUGUCACCCAACUCGUUCCGGGCGGGUUCUGGCUCCUCCCUCCCAGUUAAUCUAUUAACUCGACCAUACUCUGAGAUAUUUAUUAUCUGCGUACUUUCAUAAGGGUUAAAUAAAAACUUUGCUAUGCGCACACAAUGGUGCGAAACAUUUUAUAAUAUCUUUUUACGGUAUAUGAUAUUUUGUUACAUAAAUUGUGUGGUAAUUGGUCUGUCAUGUCUUAUGCUUGUUGUGUCAUGUGUCAAUCAAGUGUAAGCAAUUAUAAGAAACUUUUAUGUUUCCAACUAUGAAUAAAAACGUAUG